UAACCUUGGUUAUGACCAUCUUAGAGCAUCCACUGAGAAGAAUUCAUGGCCACAGACUGCUUACCAUUGCACAUAUACUAACUACUCAAGAGGCGUUGAUUUUAAAUAUAAAUCUUCUUUUAUUACUGAAUAUGGAGGUACUUUUUACUGGGGAUGCUAUUCUGGGGACUGCGGUUAUGAGAUAAAUCAUUUCUAUCAACCUGUGGAUAACAGAACCUUGUACCCCAGCCGCUGGUACCAAUAUGAAGGUCAUGUAAGGAGACGUGUGGACAACGAUAAACCCUUCCGACUCUUGGAAAGUAGUUGUUGUUGGGUUCCAAAUAAUCGUUAUGAAGGUGGGUGGCAACUGAGCACCUCUGUGGAUUUAGGAACCAGAUCUGAUACUCAGAUGCCUAACAGCUCACCUGUGACUACUAUCAUGCCCAUUAUAAGGAUUCCUCAGAAUUGUGCAACCACCAUUACAUUAUUAGGACAUGACCCAGAUGGAGACCUCGUGUCAUGCCGACAUGGAUAUUACUAUGGAGAGUGCUCAUUUUGUUCCCGGGACUUUCAAAUAGAUCAUAACAAAUGUACCAUAUCUAUUCCAUCACGAAUAAACACUGGAUCCUAUGUAGUGGAAUUAAUACUUGAAGACUUUCCAAAGAACAACAUUUACCUCACAUACAAUGAUGGUACAAGAGUUUUCAAAUACAGACCCUUAAAUCGUAAAAGUCGAGAACUACCAGAGGAUUACCAAAAAUAUUACUGGUAUGAUACUACAUUAUCAGAAACUGUUAAUGAAGAUACUUUGUUUAUAACAGAAUUGGUCACAGAAUUAGAGCCAGCUACUGAUUUUACCGCAGAAACGACUACUGCGGCAGAGAGCUCAACUUUUACAGAACCUUCUUCAGACAGUGAAACCGCUCACCAUUAUUAUACUUCACAAGAAAGCACUGUGGAGUCUGCCAAUAUACAAGAGUACAUUACCAGUGAAGCCCUAGAAGAACUUCAGCCUACCUCACAUUAUGAAGAUGUAACAGCACUUGUCACCCCCAGUGAACCUACAGAAACUCAGACUCCUCAAGUUCUGACUACCCUACAUUAUUCUACUAUGGACAAAGAAACUCUUCCAGAAGCUCAGACUACCCUUGAUUAUUAUACUACGGACACAGAAACUCCAGGCAUUCAAUAUACCCUACAAUAUGACACUACUGAGUCUGAUGUAACAUAUCCAGAUGAUGCAACUACACUAGCUGUGACUGAUCCUUUUACAGCUAUGAGAGAGACUACGCAACACAUUUUGACCGAGGCUGUGACAUUUCCAUAUGAAACAACAGAAUGGGAUUUUUACCCAACUUCAGAUUCAUAUAUUUACAUGGAUUCCCUGAGCAGAAUUUCUCUGCAGUUUUUAGUGGAAGUUACAAGUGCAGCUCCCUCCUGUACACUUGGUAAUUACAGACCAAAAUUUAUUUCACCUACUCCACAUCAAGGUGAGAAGCUGCUGACCAAUGUAGGAAGUGUAUUCCAGCUCCAUCUAUCGGCUCAAGCAGCAUAUACAAGUGUCUCAGAUUUCAAAGUCAGCGGUCCACCUGGAAUGACCAAAUCAUUUACCAGCAAAUCUCGGUCUACUACAAAGAGCAUGGUGGUAGAAUGGACCCCAUCAAAAAAUAAUGUGGGAGACCAUGUACCGGUCUGUUUUAUAGCAGAAACUUCAAAUGGGUAUCAGUCUGAAAUGCGUUGUGUCAUUGUAGUGGUGGGUCCCAGCAGUUUAGAUAACAUUGAAUUGAUAUGCCAUGAGAACACUAUGACUUUAAUAGCGGCCAAGUCAUCUGAUCAUGAACUUUAUGAAAACCAGUUCCGCCUCAAUGAUCCAAAAUGUCUGGUUAGCUUCAACAGCACCCAUCUCAUAGCCAGUGUAGCCUACAACACCUGUGGAACUGAGACUGAGGAAACAGAACAUGAUAUUGUGUUUAAAAAUCAGGCAACGUCCUUCAGCAACAGAUUCAGUGUCAUUACCAGGAAACAUGGGGUGUCCAUCCCCUUUAACUGCUCCUUUCCUAAAAAGAACCGUGUAUCUGCUUCCUUUCUUGCCCACAAAUCAGAUUAUGUGUUUGCAGAGGCUGGAUUUGGUAACUUCACCUAUAAAUUCCAAUUCUAUACAGAUGAUCGCUUUGCAGAGGUAGAGACCCAGUAUCCUCUGGAGGUGACACUAAAAGAAUUACUCUAUAUGGAGAUUCAAGUUUCUUCUUCAGUCCCUAAUGUCCAGUUAUUUGUGGAGUCUUGCAAAGCCACACCACAUGAUAAUCCCAAUGAUCCUACAUUUUACGACAUCAUACAAAAUGGAUGCAUCAGUGAUGAAACUUUAGUGGUUUUUUCAUCAACAAGGACUCAAUACAGAUUUGGAAUGGAGGCUUUUGCAUUUAUGGGAAAUUAUGAUGAGGUUUAUUUGAGUUGCACAGUUAUCUUAUGUAAGUUUGGAGCUCCAGGUACUCGCUGCAUCAAGCAAUGUAUUCCAAAAUCAUUGGGUGACUCCAAUAGACACAGGAGAUCAGUAGACUCAGAGUCUCAGCAGCACUUCAUCUCCCAGGGUCCCCUCAAAAUGAAAAGACAAUCUCCCAGUAAUGCAGGAGAAGCAUCUUCUCUGAAUGUGAACGCCCUGGUGAUUUCUCUAUUAGGAGUGGUCAUUAUUGUAUUGGUUGGAUCCAUUUUCCACAUACAUGUAAGAAGAGGCAGGCUCCCUGGUUAUGAGUUAUUAAAGACUCAAGAUUUUUGAAUCAAAUUUUCCAAGAACACUAAAAUUUUCAACUUCUAAUUUCAAAGUAAUACAAGUAAAUAAAAAUAAAUUCAUUACUAUUAUUUUACAGUCAAAAAUAUAUUACAUUUUAGAGCUUUGGAGUUUAUACUACUGGUACUGCGAAUUGAAGAUUAUUUUAGCCAAUAAUUUAGAAUUUUGGUGUCCUAUGAUAAGAAUUGUAUCUAAUGUUUUAAAGUCUUACCACAUAAGAUUGUCUCUGAGAUGUUCCUACACCUUGAUUGGAGUCACCUGUGGUAAAUUUAUUUGGAAAGAAACACCCCUGUCUGUAAAAGAUCUCACAGCAGACAGUAAUAUCAGAGCAUAAUCCAAGCCAUGAGGUAGAAUGCAGUGACUGUAGAGCAGGGUUGUGUGGAGGUCUAAAAAGUAUCCCAAAACAUUUCUGCUGCACUAAAUGGA
Messenger RNA from Hyla sarda, 3190 nucleotides. RefSeq lists its product as uncharacterized. NCBI's taxonomy places the organism in Eukaryota, Metazoa, Chordata, Amphibia, Anura, Hylidae. The record is from RefSeq and is a predicted model, not a curated record. Bases 389 to 2752 code for a protein of 787 amino acids. The transcript is spliced from 14 exons.